AUGAGACCCGGUAAACUUCUCAUACGGAGACUAGAUGUACUGCCGGCUGUUCUGCUGCUCCUGCACCUGGCUGAAACGGCAACCAGAGCUGCAGCGAUGGUGUCCAGCAGGGUUGCGGUAGAGAGCAGUUGUCCUCUGGGACAAUUCCCCUGUGGUAACAUGUCGGUGUGUCUGCACCAAGCUCUGCAGUGUAAUGGAUACAGAGACUGCCCCAAUGGAGCUGACGAGGAGAACUGUGGGGACAACAGUGGAUGGGCGGACAUCUUUGAUCGAACCAUCAGGAAGGUCGACACAUUGGGUCUACCAGUACCAGAAGACUGCUUCUUGCAGCAGUACCCACAGCAUUGUGACUGUAUCAAGACAGACCUGGAGUGUGUGGAAGUCAACCUACAUGACGUUCCUCAAAUCUCCACCAAUGUCACCUGGCUGUCUCUGAAGAGUAACAAGAUAAAACUCCUGUCUGACAACAUCUUCUCCAAAUACACACACCUGCAGAGACUGUUCCUACAGAAUAACAGCAUCCAGACCAUAUCCAGUCAAGCCUUCAGUGGACUCUUCAAACUAGAGAGACUGUUUCUUAGUGUGAACUCCAUUUCAUCUCUCAAACUGGGUGUGUUCAGUGAUCUCCGUAACUUAUGGUGGCUGGUGUUGGAUCAUAACCCUCUGAAAAGUAUCUCCCAGGACACCUUCACUGGCCUCACCUCCCUCAUGUUCCUCUCCAUGGUGAAUACAUCUCUCGUGCAGAUCCCCCAGCCCAGCCUCUGUCACCACACUCCUAACCUCAGCUGGGUGGAUUUUGAGGGGAACCAGAUCUUAACCAUCAACUACUCCACUCUGAUGACCUGCAGCAAGCUCACAGUGCUCCUCCUGAUGGACAAUAGGAUUCACUCUCUUCCUGAGUUCUCUUUUCAGUCUCUGGAGCUGCUGGAAGAACUAGACCUGUCCAACAACCGGAUUACUGAGCUCCCCAACAACACCUUUAAGAGCUUAAAGUCCCUCGUCAAACUGAACAUAUCCCAUAAUCCUUUGUUCCACAUCCACCCGGGUCACUUUGAUGACCUGACCCAGCUCCAGUCCCUGGGUCUGGAAGGUAUUGAGAUUCCAGACAUCCAGACGAAGAUGUUUCUACCUAUGAGAAACCUAUCACACAUCUACUUCAAGACGUUCCAGUACUGUUCCUAUGCGCCCCACGUGAGAACGUGUAAGCCCAACACAGACGGUAUCUCUUCCUUCGAGGACCUGUUAGCCAACGUGGUGCUCAGGGUCUCUGUGUGGGUCAUGGCCUUCAUCACAUGCUUCGGGAACCUCUUCGUCAUCGGGAUGAGGUCCCUCAUCAGAGCAGAGAACAACCUGCACGGCGCCUGUAUCAAAGUCCUCUGCUGUGCAGACUGUCUGAUGGGAGUGUACCUGUUCUUUGUCGGUGUGUUCGAUGUGAAGUUUCGAGGGGAGUACAAUCGGAACGCUCUCCUGUGGAUGGAGAGUGUGGAAUGUCGAACCAUCGGAUUCCUGGCUAUGCUCUCCUCAGAGGUAUCAGUUCUGCUGCUAACCUAUCUGACGCUCGAGAAGUUUCUGGUCAUAGUGUUUCCCUUCAGUCACCUGAGACCUGGAAAACUACAGACUGUGGUGGUGCUGGUGUCUAUCUGGGUGCUGGGGUUCAUCAUCGCCGUGGUUCCCCUGAUGAAUGAGGACCUGUUUGGGAACUACUAUGGUCGUAACGGGGUCUGCUUCCCCCUACACUCAGACAGACAGGAGAAGCUCACUGCUAAAGGAUACUCUAUCGGCAUAUUCCUGGGUCUGAACCUGGCAGCGUUCCUGGUGAUCGUGUUCUCCUACUCCUCCAUGUUCUACUCCAUCUAUAAGACUGGUAUCAAUGCUACAGACUUGAGGAGCAGGCUACACAGAGACGUGGCUGUAGCUAACAGGUUCUUCUUCAUCGUCUUCUCCGACGCCCUCUGCUGGAUCCCCAUCUUCCUGGUCAAAAUACUGUCCCUGCUGCAGGUCGAGAUACCAGGUACCAUCUCAUCCUGGGUGGUGAUCUUUAUAUUACCCAUCAACAGCGCCCUGAACCCUAUCCUCUACACACUGACUACCAGCUUCUUCAGAGAACAGGUGGAGGUGCUGUUGUGUCGCUGGCAGAGAAGGUCGACCCUGAAGAAGAACAGAAAGAGCCUGACCGCCUCUACUGUAUUCAUAGAGGCCUCACGGAAUACAUACUACCAGCCGCCAGCAUACCUGCCUACUGUACCCCGGAUAUCACAGACUGAUACGGAUCCUUGCUAUGGGUGAGGGG
Messenger RNA from Coregonus clupeaformis (lake whitefish), 2290 nucleotides. Its product is annotated as relaxin receptor 2-like. Gene Ontology annotation, biological process: G protein-coupled receptor signaling pathway. Gene Ontology annotation, molecular function: G protein-coupled receptor activity; protein binding. Gene Ontology annotation, cellular component: membrane. Bases 1 to 2286 code for a protein of 761 amino acids. The transcript has 22 exons. The record is from RefSeq and is a predicted model, not a curated record. Lineage: Eukaryota; Metazoa; Chordata; Actinopteri; Salmoniformes; Salmonidae.